Medicago truncatula (barrel medic) is the source of this 2331-nucleotide messenger RNA. Its product is annotated as homeobox protein knotted-1-like 3. Gene Ontology annotation, cellular component: nucleus. Gene Ontology annotation, biological process: regulation of DNA-templated transcription. The transcript has 5 exons. Lineage: Eukaryota; Viridiplantae; Streptophyta; Magnoliopsida; Fabales; Fabaceae. The coding region runs from base 359 to 1678 and encodes 439 amino acids. Gene Ontology annotation, molecular function: DNA binding. The record is from RefSeq and is a predicted model, not a curated record.
ACAGCAACGUCCCUUCUUCCCUCCCUUUCCUUCUCUCUAUUCCACACUCUACCCUCCCCUUCUUCUUCAUCUUCCAUUGUCUUGUCAUAUAUCUUCUCACUCUCUCUCUCUCUCAAAAAAUUUUUUUUUUAAAAAAAAACACCCCCUCAAUAUUUUAUCUUCAUUUCCUAGUCCCACAAUAAAAAAAACAUCACAAACUACUUCACCCAAACCAAACCAACAACAACACAAAAACACACUUUCUCUCUUUUGCAACUUCAUAUCUCUCAAACAUCCUUCAACACUAUAAUAGCUACCUAGUACCCUGUUCUCUAACACACAAACAUACACACUUGUUUUGUUUCUUUUGUUAAGUUUUAUGGCUUACCAAAACCAACAUCUUUCACAAGAGUUACCAAUCCAACAUUUCACAGACCAAACCAACAACAAUAAUAACAACUCAUUCCGUUCCAUAUUACCAGACUCACCCGACCCUAACUCCAAACCUGAUUCCGACCCUAAUAACCAACUCCAAACCACACCUAACUGGCUCAACAACGCAAUACUUCGUACCCACUACACCGACAACAACAACAACAACAACAAUAACGACGAUGUUACCAACAACGUUAACAACGACAGUGACGGUAACGGAGCUUCUAAUUUUCUAAACCUUCAACAAACUUCCGACACAGUGCAAACCACCGGUCAAUGGCUUGCACGGUCGAUUCUCCACCGUCAACAUGGUGAAGUAAUCGAUAACGUCACCAUGGCCAGCGAAGUAGAACACGAAUUAGCUAAUAUGAAAAACGACGGUGAUAGUGACGGACUUGGAGGAAAGAGUGAGGUGGCGGUUGUUGGAGAUGGAGGACUGGUGAACUGGCAGAUGGGGAGGUGGAAGGCGGAGAUUAUGGCACAUCCGUUGUAUGAACAGUUGUUGUCGGCACAUGUGGCGUGUUUGAGGAUAGCAACGCCGGUGGAUCAGUUACCGAGGAUUGAUGCACAGUUAGCACAGUCUCAGAAUGUGGUGGCCAAAUACUCUGCUUUUGGACAGAACAUCGGUGCUGGAGUAGAUGACAAAGAACUUGACCAUUUCAUGUCACACUAUGUUUUAUUGCUGUGUUCCUUCAAAGAACAAUUGCAACAACAUGUUCGUGUCCAUGCAAUGGAAGCUGUAAUGGCUUGUUGGGAGAUAGAGCAAUCCUUACAAAGCCUAACAGGAGUUUCACCCGGAGAAGGUACAGGGGCAACAAUGUCUGACGAUGAAGAUGAACAAGUAGACAGUGACGCAAAUCUAUUUGAUGGUAGUUUUGAUGGCGGUGCAGAUAACAUGGGAUUUGGCCCUCUUAUACCAACGGAGAAUGAAAGGUCCCUAAUGGAGCGCGUAAGACAAGAGCUUAAGCAUGAAUUGAAACAUGGUUACAAGGAGAAAAUUGUGGACAUAAGAGAGGAAAUUUUACGCAAGAGACGAGCUGGGAAACUUCCUGGUGACACAACUUCUGUCCUUAAGGCUUGGUGGCAAUCACAUUCAAAGUGGCCAUAUCCAACAGAGGAAGAUAAAGCAAGGUUGGUGCAGGAAACUGGUUUGCAACUAAAGCAAAUUAAUAACUGGUUUAUCAAUCAAAGGAAGAGGAAUUGGCACAGCAAUCCUUCAACUUCUACUGUCUUGAAGAGCAAACGCAAAAGGUCUCAAAACUAGUAUUUUUAUAUUUAGGGAUAAUUGCACCAAACUCCCCUAAGAUUAGUGGUUAUUACACUAACGCCCUUCUUGUUAAGGAAAUCACAUUUACCUCUCUUGCUUUGUUAUUUUUAGGGAGACUUAGUGAAGGUUAUAGUAAAGGGGUGUGUACAAUCUAUAUAGCACAAACACUACAAAUUGAAACACUACAAAUUGAAGGCUGUGUCUAGUAGUAUCUAACUUGUGUCGGUAUUUGACAUAGACACAUAUAGUCACAUUCAAUCACUUCUAUUUUCGUAAAUUAUUUACCAGUGUUUAUGUAUCAGCAUCAAUAUCGUGUCUGUGUCAAUGCUUCAUGGUGUGUUAUACUUUAAACAAAGAAGCCUGUUGAGAGGUAAAGAGCAGCAUCCAAAGUAAAGGAUAUUGAUGUAAUUUCAGUAACAAAAGGGAUGUCAGUGUAAUAAACAUUCAUCUUAAGAGGUCUAGUGUCAUUAGUCUUUUUGUUUUAGGAACUUUCAUUAGGAAUUGCUAUAUGCUGAAAACAAAUUGGAUAAAUCUAUAGAAUUAUGAAUUUUGUACACAUUUUAAAUGUUUGUGAAUUUUAUGUCUGUAUAAUAUUGAGGGGGGUGUAGGUGUACGGUUAUAUAUUGGCUGUACAUUUUUCCUUAUGAUUA